UAUUUGAAUAUUGAUGGUCCCUUCACGCUGCUCCCGCGGCAGCCACAUUGUAGCGUCUGUUUGUUGCCUUGUCUGUUAUUGUCUGGGGGUUUUCGCCUUUGAAGCGAGAUGUCGUCGCUUUUUAAACCGUUUUCGUUUAAAGAUCCGCACAAGGAUGGCGGUGAUGCAACUGAACAUCCUCCGUUUCAUCAUCCUCCGUCUCAGCUGCUGGCUGCUGCUACGGGGCUGGGCUCUCUGCCGCUCUACCAGCGCUCAUACGCGGCUAGAAGAAACCUGGCUGCCGCUGCUGUCGGUGGGAGGAAAAUUACACAUCCUGGAAAGGCCAUCCUUGCAGGUGGCCUUGCUGGGGCAAUAGAAAUCUGCAUCACAUUCCCCACAGAAUACGUGAAGACCCAGCUGCAGCUGGAUGAGAGAGCCAACCCACCUCGGUACAGGGGCAUUGGCGACUGUGUGAAGCUGACCGUGCAGGACCAUGGGCUCAGAGGGUUGUAUCGAGGGCUCAGCUCUUUACUUUAUGGAUCAAUACCCAAGUCUGCAGUCAGAUUUGGCACAUUUGAGAUGCUCAGUAACCCUAUGCGUGACUCCACGGGUCGUUUGGAUAACACAAGAAGUCUUGUGUGUGGGUUAGGAGCAGGCAUAGCAGAGGCCAUUUUAGUGGUUUGCCCGAUGGAGACACUCAAGGUGAAGUUAAUCCAUGAUCAGUGCUCGCUUAGACCUCGAUACAGAGGAUUUUUCCAUGGAGUUAGUGAAAUUAUAAGAGAGCAAGGAGUAAGAGGUACGUAUCAAGGUCUAACUGCAACUGUGCUUAAGCAAGGAACAAAUCAGGCUAUACGAUUUUAUGUGAUGACUUCUUUGCGUAACUGGUACAAAGGUGAUGAUCCCAGAAAAGAAAUGCACCCUAUAGUCACUGCAAUGUUUGGAGCAACAGCUGGAGCAGUCAGUGUUUUUGGAAACACUCCUCUAGAUGUAGUGAAGACAAGAAUGCAGGGUUUGGAAGCACAUAGAUACAAAAAUACAUUUGACUGUGCCUUCCAAAUCAUGAAGCAUGAAGGGCCACAGGCCUUCUACAAGGGGACAGUGCCAAGGCUGGGUCGUGUGUGCCUGGAUGUGGCCAUAGUAUUUGUCAUUUAUGAAGAGGUUGUCAAACUACUCAACAAUGUCUGGAAGACCCAACAGUAAACCAAGCACACAGUGAGGGAAGCAGUGCCUCGUACAACUCAGCACCUCUAUAGAUGCCCAAAAGGGACAAAUGACCAUAUUUAACAAGUCACAGAUGCAGCAAGAGCCCAUAAACAUGAUUUGAAAAGACAGUAAACCUUAGCUAUUCAUCCCUAUUAUGAUGAUGAACCUGGUACUUUGGCAGAAAAAAAAUAAAGAUACGGACCGAGGUAGUGGAUACAAAACCAAACAUAGUCUAAUGUUCAAAACUGUUUUUACCAAAGGACGAGAGGAUGCUGAAGGCAAUGGAAGUUCAAAAAAUACUUUUCUGACUGUUCUUAUUACCUUUAUUACUAAAUGCCUACUCAAUGCCAUUAACUCUAAGACUACUGGACUACUCUGUUGCUUUUUCUGUCCAACAUGCUCUUCUCUCAGUACAUGAACACAUCUGUGCUUAUAUGCAUGUGGUGUCAUCACGGUAGCAUUUACAGUAUCCGUGCUGUGGCUGUGUUGAUGAACAUUAGAUGCUCUUCAUUGUAUGUUUCAUGGCUGCUAUAAUUGCUGCAUGGUUUUAAUGUGGCACUUAACUGUUAUACAUGAAUUUCUCCAAUUGCACUGAUGUGAUGAAGUGAUCUAUUACAAGCUCUAGCUAAUCAGAAUGUGUUCCAAGUCACUUCAGACUUCUAUGUUUACCAUGUUUUAUUAGUACAAUAGUAGCACAAU
Molecule: messenger RNA, 1881 nt
Organism: Boleophthalmus pectinirostris (great blue-spotted mudskipper)
Lineage: Eukaryota; Metazoa; Chordata; Actinopteri; Gobiiformes; Gobiidae
Gene: slc25a1a
Product: solute carrier family 25 member 1a
Exons: 9
Coding region: 109-1179 (356 amino acids)
Biological process (GO): mitochondrial citrate transmembrane transport
Source: RefSeq, a predicted model, not a curated record